AUGGGGUGCUUUCCUCGCAUACUGCGAGCACAUUAUCACCCGAAAGGAGGCCGCGGAGAGAGAAAGGGACGCAACACCCACCCUGGAUAUCCACCGCCGUUGACUAGGGCGCAGGAAGCUGGCCUACGCGCGCAACCUUCCCCCCUGAUAGUGAAACAUGGCAUGGGGGUGUCUGUCGCUCAAUAUGGGGCUCGUGACGUGUGGGUACCAAUUGCACGGGCACAGCUCUAUGUAGUAGAGAGGAGGCCCAAAAAGGCCAUAGUCGCGGAAGAUUGCGUCCACUUGUUCCCGAGUCCCCGGCCGAAGCGACAGAGACAGGUGCAACGCGGGUUUUUUAAUGGUUACCCGUUCUUAUUGGGACUCUCACAUACCCCCCUCCCACUACCCCGAUCAAGUGGCAGGGGAUACAUAAAAAAAGGCACCUCGAGCGCCCUGCCACCUCAAGUCCGGCGGAUCUGUAAAAGCCCCUACAGCGUGCGGAAGCUCUACACGAAUUUA
Molecule: messenger RNA, 498 nt
Organism: Iphiclides podalirius (scarce swallowtail)
Lineage: Eukaryota; Metazoa; Arthropoda; Insecta; Lepidoptera; Papilionidae
Source: the annotation of a GenBank genome assembly